Messenger RNA from Dendronephthya gigantea, 2587 nucleotides. RefSeq lists its product as uncharacterized. The transcript has 7 exons. Gene Ontology annotation, biological process: regulation of transcription by RNA polymerase II; anatomical structure development; regulation of cell population proliferation. Gene Ontology annotation, cellular component: nucleus. Gene Ontology annotation, molecular function: RNA polymerase II transcription regulatory region sequence-specific DNA binding; DNA-binding transcription factor activity, RNA polymerase II-specific. Bases 269 to 2098 code for a protein of 609 amino acids. Lineage: Eukaryota; Metazoa; Cnidaria; Anthozoa; Malacalcyonacea; Nephtheidae. The record is from RefSeq and is a predicted model, not a curated record.
GAUGCAAAAGCGGACCGGAAAUCAAUAUGUAUUGUAAUUUGUAUUCACCUACAAGUCUACCAUAGUCUUAAGAUUAUCAAACAACGAUACAGGGUUUUAGGAUAAAAAUGUCUCUAGGAUACAGCUGCAAUAGAAGCAGAAAUAAUGUAAAACUGACACGAUUCCGCCUGAGUGAUGGAAAACAGACCAUAGACGUUUAUAGUCACUUAUCAAGAAACACUGGGACUCUGGUAAACACUGGAUAGUCACUUGGAAAGUGUAUACUAAAAUGCAGAAAUCGACUAUGCCUUGGGGUGCCAACAUCAAAGACCCAUGCAGAUGUCAAAACAAGCGACAUAAUCUGAAUAUCUCCUUUCUGGAAAACAGUAUGAAGUUGGAGAAGUCUUGUGCAGAUUGCGAACGUUCGCUGUCACCAACGUUUGAUCUAAAGGCAGAAAACUCGUCCUUUGCUUCAGAUGCAGCAGCCAAAAGUUGUCUUGAAGAGAGCUCACUAAACCUGCAAGUAAAGGUGGAACCCGAUGCAAGCCAACCUGAAGCAAUAGUUGGAAAGCCUUGGAUUGACACCGUCUCUGCAAGUGCAGCUGAAAGUAACAAUUCCAGUGAUAGUCCCGAUGAUACAAGCAACAAAGAAACAUUACCAGAACCCAGCACAAGUUCACCCAUAUCAACUGUAAUCUCACCUGUACCAAGAAGUACUCCAAUGUUACUGCAUAAUACCCAAAGUCUAAUACCUGGAGCACCGACGUCUUCACAGAAUAUAAUGGAUCAAGCACGACGUAUGGUGGGUCCCCGUAGUAAUCCUCCUCGCUAUAUGCACAAUGCACACAAACACAGCUGGGCACAGCGACAGAAGGAGGUGAAGAAAAUACUUAAGCAACGCACACAGGAAUGGAAAGAGAAACAAUCACUGUAUCAGCUGAUGCGAGGCGCGGCUUCUUCGCAUAAAUCCUUACUCGGUUAUCGAAAACAAGACCCGGUGUUGUUUGCCCGGGGAAAACACCCUACCGGAACCGACGUCAUACCACGAACUGCCUUCAAUUGGUACCCUGGGUUUAUGGCCCCAACCGAAGUACCACAUAUUCGAUCAUAUCCGCUUCCCACUUAUCCAAUCAUGACCGAGUUCGACCCGAAGUUUAUCCCGAACUCAGCCCCCCUCCUUAAGCGUCGUUAUAGCAAUGAAACUAGUUCAGCAGGUGAAGGAAAAUCGAGCAGUGAGGGUCUGACAGCAUUGGGUCAUCAUGAUCCAUUGAUUAAAGAGGUUGUCUCACUAGCAAGUAAUAAAUCCCCUAAUGUCGAGGAUGGAAACUCUGCUGGGCAUCGAAGAAGCAAACGAGCAAGAAAAAGCAUAGAUGAACCUUCUCCCGCAGAACGACGAGAGUCGAUUGAUAGUGGAAAUAGCGAGACAGAUGGAGACAACUUAAGCUCGGGAAAAUAUAUUUCAGAUUUUGCAGAAACAUUUCAAAACACUCCUGAAGAUCACCAGGUUGCUCACAUAAAUGGCCUUCUGAGUCUGCCAUCCAGCCGGGAGACGCGUUACGGUAUUACAUAUGGCGAACUGAAAAGGCGAUGUGGUGCGCCAGAGUAUCUGACACGUGUCGACCUCGUGGCCUAUGUAAGGCACUCGAAAAGUUCUGGACGCAGUCUGCUGGAUAAGUACAAGAUCGUGUCUGCAAAUCGUGCUUCACGACCCACUAUUAUGUCCAAAAUGUGCGAGAACGAAGCCAGAGUUCUAGGGGAUGGAAUCCUGAGGAUGAAUAUGAAUUAUUUUCCUGAUAAGAUGUUGGCUGAAGUCGCUACUGAGAGCUUGAGAGACGGCGUGGAGAAAGACGAAGAAGAUGGGAACAAACAAGAGAAAAUGAAGAGCAAAAUAGAGGAAAAGAUGAAGAAUAUUGAAACAACAAGGUCGAUGUUGAAAGAGGUUUUUGAUCUUCUUCAGUCCGAAAAAGACCAGGAAGAGAUGCAUAGAUUUGAAUUGGCAUCGCAUACAUUUGGAACAGUAAAUCUUAAGAAUCAUCUUACCCUGUUUGACCGUUUUUUUCAAGAAUACCAAACCGCUUUGAUGGCAUCAAUUGAUAAAUCUGAUUCUGCCAGUGAAUAAUAUAUAGUUAUAGAACCAAUUUAGUAAAUGGCUGAAAUAUGUUUUAUAUUAGCAUAUACAAUUGAAGUAGAUUCAGAGGAGUUCCUGUUUUCGUUCACACAGCCUAUGAUUUGAUCAAUUAGGUCCAGUCAUGCCAUCCAUCCAUGCACCUACGAAUUUGAAAGCAGUGCCAAUAUAUCACUGUCUGAUUCAAGGUAAUAAUAAUUAUAUUAAGGCGAGGCGGGCCAACUGGGACUUUUAGAAACGAUGACAUUGGAAUAUGAAGUUGCCUCUUCUAUGGCAUUAGUAUAACAAUAAUGGAUAAGAUCCACAAUUUUCGCGAGGCGAACAUUUGUUGAUUUGUACAGACAGUAUGGUCACUAUGGUGUAGAGUACAGUAUUUAAUUUUUGAUAAGUAAUUUGGGAGUAGAAUAUUAGUGACAAUACUAAGUAUUUAAAUCGUAGUCGUAAAUAGAAUUUAACAUUAAUGUAUAUAGUUGAAGUGUUUAA